Molecule: messenger RNA, 3906 nt
Organism: Aplosporella prunicola CBS 121167
Lineage: Eukaryota; Fungi; Ascomycota; Dothideomycetes; Botryosphaeriales; Aplosporellaceae
Exons: 3
Coding region: 138-3764 (1208 amino acids)
Biological process (GO): mRNA splicing, via spliceosome
Cellular component (GO): nucleus; U2 snRNP
Molecular function (GO): U2 snRNA binding; protein binding
Source: RefSeq, a predicted model, not a curated record
CACUCUCGCCGCGCCUCCCUCCACCGCCGUCGCCUGCGCACUGCUUGCACGCGCUCCCUCGCAGUCGCCGCGAUCUCCUCUCGCGACCAGCUCCCUCGCGACUCUUUUCCCGCCCGGCCGCGGGCCGCUCGCCCACCAUGGCUACCACGUCGUCCAUGUUCAUGUACUCGCUGACGAUCCAGCCUCCCACUGCCGUCACGCAAGCCAUCCUGGGCCAAUUUGCCGGAACGAAAGAACAGCAGAUCCUGACUGCCUCGGGCUCGCGUCUCACCCUCCACCGCCCGGACCCGCAGGCGCAGCGCGUCACGCCCAUCCUCUCCCAUGACAUUUUUGGCAUCAUCCGCUCGCUGGCCGCCUUCAGGCUGGCGGGCAGCUCAAAAGAUUACAUCAUUGUCGGCUCUGACUCCGGUCGCAUCGCCAUCAUCGAGUACGUCCCGGCCCAGAACCGCUUCAGCCGCAUCCACCUCGAGACUUUUGGCAAGUCUGGCAUCCGUCGCGUCAUUCCCGGACAGUAUCUGGCCACCGAUCCCAAGGGCCGCGCAUGUAUAAUCGCCUCGGUGGAGAAGAACAAGCUGGUCUACGUCUUGAACCGCAAUGCCCAGGCCGAGCUGACCAUAUCCUCGCCACUGGAGGCCCAUCGACCUACGACGUUGGUGUACGCCAUGGUUGGCAUGGACGUGGGCUACGAGAACCCCAUCUUCGCGGCGCUGGAAGUCGACUAUGGCGAGUCGGACCAGGACCCUACCGGAAUGGCAUAUGACGCCUUGGAGAAAGAGCUGGUUUAUUACGAGUUGGACUUGGGUCUGAAUCACGUCGUUCGCAAGUGGUCCGACAAAGUGGACCGAACGGCCAACAUGCUCUUCCAGGUUCCUGGCGGCUCCGACGGCCCCAGCGGUGUUCUUGUCUGCGGCGAAGAGAGCAUCACUUACAGGCACAUCAACCAGGAGACCUUCAGGGUGGCGAUCCCGCGAAGAGAGCAUGCGACCGAGGACAGGAACAGGAAGCGCUUCAUCACCGCUGGUGUCAUGCACAAAAUGCGCGGUGCAUUCUUCUUCCUGCUGCAAAGCGAAGACGGUGAUUUGUUCAAGGUCACGCUGGACAUGGUCGAAGAUGAGAGCGGCCAACCUACGGGCGACGUAUCGAAACUUAAGAUCAAAUACUUUGACACCGUUCCCGUCGCGACCAGCCUUUGUAUCUUGAAGAGCGGUUAUCUCUUCGUGGCUGCCGAGUCAGGGAACCACCACUUUUAUCAAUUCGAAAAGCUCGGUGAUGAUGACGAAGAGCAGGAAUUCGACAGCACCCAGUUCCCCGCCGAUACCGAAGAACCGUACGAGCCGGUCUACUUCCGUCCUCGCUCCGCCGACAACAUUAGCUUGGCCCAGAGCAUAUCCAGCAUGAAUCCUACCAUGGCAACCAAGGUCGCCAACCUCACCGACGACGACGCGCCUCAAAUCUACAGCGUGUGUGGCACCGGAGCGCGAAGUUCGUUCAAGACGUUGAAGCACGGCCUGGAAGUCUCUGAGAUCGUCGAGUCCGAGCUUCCCAGUAUUCCUGAGGCUGUUUGGACGACCAAGAUUCGUAGGGACGACGAAUACGACGCCUACAUUGUUUUGUCUUUCUCCAACGGCACGCUGGUACUCAGCAUUGGCGAGACGGUCGAGGAAGUUACAGACACUGGGUUCUUGUCAUCGACUCGGACACUCGCUGUUCAGCUGCUAGGCGAGGAUGCUCUCAUCCAAGUUCACCCCCGAGGAAUUCGUCACAUCCAGGCGGGCGGUCGCAUAAAUGAAUGGCCAGCUCCUCAACACAGGACCAUCGUCGCAGCUUCCACCAACGAACGUCAGGUCGCCGUGGCGCUCAGCUCUGGCGAGAUUGUCUACUUCGAGAUGGAUGCCGAUGGUUCUCUCGCUGAGUAUGACGAGCGCAGAGAAAUGUCCGGUACGGUGACUUGUCUGAGCUUGGGCGAGGUUCCCGAGGGCAGAGUUCGCAGCUCGUUCCUUGCUGUUGGUUGCGACGACGCGACGGUGCGCAUCCUGAGCUUGGAUCCCGACUCUACUCUCGAGAACAAGUCCGUGCAAGCUUUGACUGCUGCACCUUCGGCACUCAACAUCAUGGCAAUGGCCGAUUCGUCGUCUGGGGGUUCCACAUUGUAUCUGCACAUCGGUCUCUACUCUGGCGUUUACCUUCGCACUGUUAUCGAUGAAAUCACCGGCGAGCUCACAGACACGCGCACGCGCUUCCUGGGACCUAAGCAGGUCAGGCUCUUCCGCGUCACUGUUCAAGGCCAGGCUGCCGUGUUGGCAACCAGCUCCCGGUCGUGGCUUGGUUACUCGGAUCAACAGACCAAGGCUUUCACACUGACGCCUUUGGCUUACGCUCCGCUUGAAUGGGGAUGGAGUUUCAACAGCGAACAGUGCACGGAGGGUAUGGUCGGUAUUCAGGGACAGCAUUUGCGCAUUUUCACGAUCGAAAACCUUGACAACAACAUGAUUCAGGAAAGUAUUCCGCUCAUGUACACUCCUCGCGAUUUUGUCCGCCACCCCACGGAACCCCUGUGCUACGUCAUCGAAUCCGAAAACAACGUCCUUGCUCCUUCCGACCGUCAAGCUCUUCUCAACGGUGCCGUGAAUGGAGAGGCAGAAGUCCUUCCUCCCGAGGAGUUUGGAUACCCACGUGCUGAGAGGAGAUGGGCUUCGUGCAUCCAGGUUGUCGACCCAAUCACCAACAAAGAAGUUAUCUACACCGUUGACCUCGAAGAGAACGAAGCCUGCGUCAGCGUGUGUGCUGCGCCUUUUGCGUCUCAAAGUGACGAGACGUUCUUGGUGGUGGGAACUGGCAAAGACAUGGUCAUGUCCCCGCGUAGCUACACCUGCGGUUAUGUCCACAUCUACAGACUUCUUGAAAAUGGUCGCGAGCUUGAGUUUAUCCACAAGACCAAGCUCGAAGCACCGCCCCUUGCUCUCUUGCCAUUCCAGGGCAAGCUGCUCGUCGGAGUCAACGCAGACCUCCGCCUGUACGACCUUGGCAUGCGACAGAUGCUCCGCAAGGCUCAGACACCGCACAUUGUCCCCAGGCUGCUGACCGGCCUGCAAACCCAAGGCAGUCGCAUUAUAUGUUCGGACAUUCAAGAGUCGGUCACGUAUGCUGUCUACAAGUACCAAGAAAACCGCCUCAUUGCAUUCGCCGAUGACACCAUCUCGCGCUGGACCUCGGCGACUACAAUGGUUGACUACGAGACGACUGCCGGUGCGGACAAAUUUGGUAACCUGUGGUUAGUGCGCUGCCCGCAAAAGGCAUCGGAGGAGGCGGACGAGGAGGGCUCAGGCGCCCACCUGCUGCACGAGAAGGGCUACCUGCAGGGCGCGCCGCACCGCCUCGACCUGAUGGCACACUUUUACACGCAAGACAUAGCGACAUCGCUGACCAAGACGUCUCUGGUGACGGGCGGCCGCGACCUGCUGCUCUGGUCGGGCCUGCAGGGCACGCUAGGCAUCAUGAUACCGUUUGUGAGCCGCGAGGACGUCGAGUUCUUCUCGAGCCUGGAGGCGCAGAUGCGGGCCGAGGACGCGCCGCUGGCGGGGCGCGACCACCUCAUCUACCGCGGCUACUACGUGCCGGUCAAGGGCGUCAUUGACGGCGACUUGUGCGAGCGGUUUUUGCGCCUGCCUCGCGAUAAGAAGGAAAUGAUUGCGGGUGAGCUGGACCGCAGUGUGAGGGAGGUGGAGCGCAAGGUCGGCGAUAUGCGCACGCGGGUCGCUUAUUAGUUGGGUGCGUACGAUGUGUAGGAUUGGAGGGUAGGGUAAGGAUGGUAUGGUAUGGUAUGGUAGGACGUGGUUAGAUGCUUGGAAGUGGAAGAGAAUUGUGGCCGCGCGGGUCUUGUGUGUAGUAGUAAAAAUUCAUCAAGCG